Molecule: messenger RNA, 888 nt
Organism: Prunus armeniaca (apricot)
Lineage: Eukaryota; Viridiplantae; Streptophyta; Magnoliopsida; Rosales; Rosaceae
Source: the annotation of a GenBank genome assembly
AUGACGGCAACUAAGAAGGCCAGAGAGUCAUCUGCUCGAGUGAAAGGUUUUUGGGAAAUGCGAACUGCUGAUCCUAAGGUUGACAAAUAUAAUCAUGUAAAGGAUGUAUGUGUGUCUGAUCUGCUCAAGACAAACUAUCAAGCCCUUUUUGCUGUUGAAACCAUCCAGAGCUUAUCUGCUGUUGCACCAUCUUCUGCUCAGCUUAGUGAGUUGGAUAAGAAGAAUACUGAUCUAACUAGCAAGCUCUCAACCGAGCAAAUCCGUUAUGAAAAUAGGAUGUUUGAAUUGAGGGAGAAUACAUAUGAGUCAAAAGAGGCCUACUUUCGUCUUAAGCGCAAGAAUAUUGAUAUCUCCCACUGUUAUAACAAGUUUCUAGCCAAGUUUGCCUACCAUGAGGCUGCUAAGCGUUCCAAGUUUGAGGUUGCCGUCGCUGCAUACAAGCUGAGUGAGCAUGUCAAUGUUGUGGAUGUGAAUGGAACUGAAGAACAGGCAACUGACGAGACUGUAGCCGAAGAGAAAGGUGCCGAGGAGGGUGUGGCUGAUGAGAUAGUGGCAGACGUCGUGGAGCAGGCAACUGGAGUUGUUGAAGCCAUAGCUGAUCAGAUGGAUGCCGAAGAGAAGUGGGCAUGGCUUCAUCGUAUAUCAGGGAUUAAGCCGGUAGAAGGAAGCUUCACGGGUAAUAUCUUUGGAGGUGGCAGACAUUCUAUUGUCUUAAAAUCUUAUUCUUUCCGUGAUGUCAAGUGUAUAGCUUCCUAUGCCCUUAGACUGGCUGAUCACGUCGAGGUUAAGCUUCAUUUGUUCAGAUUUUUGUUCAAUACUGUCCACCUCAAUGCUUAUAUAAGGGACAAUGAUGUGCCAAUGAAUGAUUGCGUCAGUUCCAUAGGUUAA